AAUUCAAUAUUGAAUGACCCGAGAGACGGACACUUUCCUCUCCACUUCCUGGUUAGGGUUGCACAAUCUCCUUAGUUGCUCACCAUCUUGAAGAGAAAUCAACCCCUCUAAACUGUCUUUGUACUUUUGAGAUAGAAACCCACAAUGGCUUCCACAAGCUCCUUCAGAGCCUCUUCUUCUUCUUCUACUCCUUCCAUCCCUCAAACAAGUACUUAUGAUGUUUUCUUGAAUUUUAGAGGCGAAGACACCCGCUAUAAUUUCACUGAUCACCUCUACAAAGCUUUGGUUAACAGAGGCAUUCGCACCUUCAGAGACGAUAAACUCAGGAGAGGAGAAGCGAUCGCUCCAGAACUCUUGAAAGCCAUCGAAGAAUCAAGGUCUUCCGUAAUUGUUUUCUCUGAAAACUAUGCUCGUUCGAGAUGGUGUUUGGAUGAGUUGGUAAAGAUCAUGGAGUGCCACAAAGAUCUGGGACAUGCUGUUUUCCCAAUUUUCUAUCAUGUGGAUCCAUCCCAUGUACGAAAGCAAGAAGGAAGUUUUGGAGAGGCCUUUGCCGGUUAUGAAGAAAACUGGAAGGACAAGAUACCAAGGUGGAGGGCGGCCUUGACGGAAGCAGCCAAUCUCUCUGGAGAGCAUCUACAGGAUGGGUAUGAGUCCGACAAUAUUAAGAAAAUAACUGAUGACAUAUUCUGUCAAUUGAAUUGUAAGAGGCUUGAUGUUGGUGACAAUUUAGUUGGAAUAGAUUCUCGCCUAAAAGAGAUGGAUUUGCGGUUGGAUAUGGAAUCAGAUGCUGUUCGUAUUGUUGGGAUAUAUGGAAUUGGUGGGAUAGAUGCAAGCGUUAUUUAGGAUUGGCAAGGGUGAACCUCCUCCUGUUUCUAAUUCCUUGUCAUCAGAUGCCUGAGAUUUUAUCCUCAAAUGCUUGCAAGUCAACCCUAGUAAUCGGCCUACUGCUGGUCAGUUACUGGACCAUCCAUUUGUGAAGAGGCCACUGCACACUUUCUCUGGCCCUCAAUCUCCUCGUAUGAAUGGAAUACGACCUUAAAAGCUUUUGAUCUUGCUACAGAGCAUCAAAUACAUCAAGGUUGUUAACCGGAAAAAUAAGGGCUAUGGGCUUGCAGCUGAUAUAUGGAGCCUUGGAUGCACUGUGUUAGAGAUAUUGACUCGUCGACCCCCAUAUUCCCACUUGGAAGGCAUGCAAGCGUUAUUUAGGAUUGGCAAGGGUGAACCUCCUCCUGUUUCUAAUUCCUUGUCAUCAGAUGCCCGAGAUUUUAUCCUCAAAUGCUUGCAAGUCAACCCUAGUGAUCGGCCUACUGCUGGUCAGUUACUGGACCAUCCAUUUGUGAAGAGGCCACUGCACACUUUCUCUGGCCCUCAAUCUCCUCGUAUGAAUGGAAUACGACCUUAAAAAGCUUUUGAUCUUUGCUACAGAGCAUGAAAUACAUCAAGCUUCUUUGCGCUCACAUGGCUAUGACUUUACUUGGGAUCAUCUGGUGGAAGAUUAGUUUGCGGCUGAUAUAGCUGGUAUUUGACAUGCAAGGAUCAUACACACGUAAAGACAUGAUCGGUCAGCCAUGAUGCCCUCCGGAGUAGAGCGGAUUUUGUAUAAAAAGCCAACCCCGUGUUGGGCUUUGUGUUAUAUCCUCGUUAGCAAGAGGAAAAAUUGGUGAGACAGCAUUGUUUUGGAGUUCUGAUUUCUUGGAAUUGGUGUGCAAUUAGCAAGGUAAUUGUUUUGGGUAGAAAGGGUUGAGGGAUGAUGUUUGUAUGGGUCAAGUGUAAAUAUCAAUAAGAAUGUGUAUAAGUUAGCCAAAAAAAAGGGAAAACAAAGAUUCUUCACAUGCUUGCUUUUUUGUUGUAUGAAUUUGUUAAUUAUGUAGGAAAAUUAGCAAAUAGGAGGUGUGUUCAA
This is a messenger RNA of Vitis riparia (riverbank grape), 1900 nucleotides long. RefSeq names its product disease resistance protein RPV1-like. The transcript has 6 exons. The record is from RefSeq and is a predicted model, not a curated record. Lineage: Eukaryota; Viridiplantae; Streptophyta; Magnoliopsida; Vitales; Vitaceae. The coding region runs from base 145 to 843 and encodes 232 amino acids. Gene Ontology annotation, molecular function: ATP binding; protein kinase activity. Gene Ontology annotation, biological process: protein phosphorylation; signal transduction.